AUGUAUUUUAUUCACAAGCCCAAGUCCACGGUGCCCGCUCUGCUGCACCUCCCCCUCUCCUCCAGCAGAUGUCGCAGUUCGACCUGGCUUUGGCUUUGUUCCCUGGCCGCCUUUGAACAGCUCUCCUACGGCUGCUGUUUCCCGAGCUGCGCCCAUAACCACAGGACCAGAGGUGCUCCACAACAGGGUCGGGUCCCUGUGCUUUACCCUCUCCACGUCGCCCCCUAG
Knipowitschia caucasica is the source of this 228-nucleotide messenger RNA. Lineage: Eukaryota; Metazoa; Chordata; Actinopteri; Gobiiformes; Gobiidae. The record is from the annotation of a GenBank genome assembly.